Messenger RNA from Coregonus clupeaformis (lake whitefish), 1303 nucleotides. It is a transcript of the gene rnf115b, whose product is annotated as ring finger protein 115b. The coding region runs from base 78 to 992 and encodes 304 amino acids. Gene Ontology annotation, cellular component: cytoplasm; nucleoplasm. Gene Ontology annotation, biological process: ubiquitin-dependent protein catabolic process; positive regulation of DNA-templated transcription; protein ubiquitination. The record is from RefSeq and is a predicted model, not a curated record. The transcript has 9 exons. Lineage: Eukaryota; Metazoa; Chordata; Actinopteri; Salmoniformes; Salmonidae. Gene Ontology annotation, molecular function: ubiquitin protein ligase activity.
CUUUAGACAAACGCCCCUACGCCUUCCGUUGGCUUGAGCUACCAUACCGACGUCAUUGACUGUAUGCUACCGUGAAGAUGGCGGAGGCAACGGCGGCACCACAACACCGUUUUUUCUGUCACUGCUGUAAAGGUGAAAUCGACCCUAAACUCCCGGAAUUCACGUGCCCCAGGUGUGAGUCCGAUUUCAUUGAGGAGUUGACAGAAGACUCCAGUCUCUUGGAAAACAGCAGCACUGCAGAGGUCAAUGAUGAUGCAGGCACACUCUUUUCAGAGGUACCUCUGUGGCAGCUGCUGUUUAUGGAACGCUCUGCCCUUCUCUCGGACCCCUCCGCCUCUGAGUCUGACCAGAGCCUUCUACAGGCUGCCACAGCCAGUGAUGCAGUGGAGGAAGAGCUGGAGGGCCCUUCUGUGGACCCUGUGGGAGGCACAGAGCCUUUGGAGCCGGAACCGGAACGCCCCUCUCGCCCGUCUAGCCAGGGGAGGCGACAGUCCCGUGCGCCAGCAGUGGAGGGUAUUGUGCAACAGUUUUUGGCUGGUCUGUUUGCCAACAAUGGAAAUCCAGGCGUCGCACCAGCUGCACUGUCUGGCAUGCUCCAUUCAAAUCCAGGGGACUAUGCCUGGGGUCAGGGAGGUCUAGACGCAGUUAUCACAGAGUUGUUAGGUCAAUUUGAGAGCACAGGUCCACCUCCUGCAGAGAAGGAGAUGAUCUCAACCCUCCCCUCAGUCAGCGUCUCUCAAGAACAGACAGACAGCAGACUGGGGUGUCCAGUAUGUAGGGAGGAGUACUCCGUGGGAGAGUCUGUCAAACAGCUGCCCUGCCUCCAUUAUUUCCACUGUGACUGUAUAGUGCCAUGGCUCGAACUGCAUGAUACCUGUCCUGUGUGUCGUAAAAGUCUUGACGGCGUCGACCAGACUAUCCAGCCCCCACCAGAACCCCCAGAGCCCCCCUCCAUCAGGACAGACCCUCAGGAGGAGAGACAGGCUAUUUGAGGUUUAGGUCUCCCUCUCUUCUACCCCUCUGGCAUAUCUUCUUCCCUUUUUUUCUCCUGAACGAGGCUCACCUCUAUCCUCAUGCCUCGUCAUCCUGACCACGCAUUUAUUGAAGAGACAGAUUUCAAUUAAACUGUGCCUCAUUGUCAAAAUUCUACUCUCUAAAAUUCACCUGACAACGUUUUCACCCACAGAUCCCUAUACAUUUCUUAGAAUAGUGAACGAAUGUACACUUCUGGAGGAAGGAGAGGUUAUUGGAACGCAAGCACAGGGAGAAUCUCAAUUGCUACUUGCAUCCUCUCUCCUCAAAA